Ilex paraguariensis (yerba mate) is the source of this 285-nucleotide messenger RNA. The record is from the annotation of a GenBank genome assembly. Lineage: Eukaryota; Viridiplantae; Streptophyta; Magnoliopsida; Aquifoliales; Aquifoliaceae.
AUGGCGAACCAGUUGGAGAAUUUGGUGGAGUCGAUAAAGUCUAAGGUUCGUGCCCUAAAGAAGUCCAAGAAGAAGCCAUACAUUAAAAUGGAUAAGAGCUCAAGCGUCAAGAUUGAGAUCCGUAGCAAGCAAGCUCGUAAGCUCAUCGACAAAACCCUCAAAGCCGCUGAUCGUCCCGAAGCAAACAUUUGGCAUACUCUGCCAACAAGUGCAGAGGUGAUAAUGCUCGGUCUCAGAGGAUGUCCUCAGGGUAGGGAACUCUCUCGGCAUUGUCAUGUUGACUAA